Messenger RNA from Colletotrichum phormii, 1359 nucleotides. RefSeq names its product hydroxymethylglutaryl-CoA synthase. The record is from RefSeq and is a predicted model, not a curated record. NCBI's taxonomy places the organism in Eukaryota, Fungi, Ascomycota, Sordariomycetes, Glomerellales, Glomerellaceae. Gene Ontology annotation, molecular function: hydroxymethylglutaryl-CoA synthase activity. Gene Ontology annotation, biological process: ergosterol biosynthetic process; acetyl-CoA metabolic process. Bases 1 to 1359 code for a protein of 452 amino acids. The transcript is spliced from 5 exons.
AUGGCUUACCCUGAGAAUGUUGGCAUCAAGGCCAUGGAGAUCUACAUCCCUGGACAGUGCUUGGACCAGUCUCUUUUCGAACAGCACCAAGGCGUUUCGGCAGGAAAAUAUACCGUUGGCUUGGGUCUCAAGUAUAUGAACUUUUGCAACGACCGUGAGGAUGCGUCUUCCAUGGCCCUCACAGCCGUAUCCUCACUCCUGCGAAAGCACAACAUCGAUCCCAACUCAAUCGGCCGCCUUGAAGUCGGUACCGAGUCGUUGGUCGACAAAGCCAAGUCUGUCAAGACCGUGCUGACCCAGCUCUUCGAGCCUGCCGGGAACACCAGCCUAGAAGGCAUCGACACUGUUAACGCAUGCUACGGCGGCACAAGCGCCUUGUUCAACGCUGUCAACUGGGUUGAAUCCCGCUCUUGGGACGGCCGCAACGCUAUCGUGGUGGCAUCGGAUAUUGCCCUGUAUAAGGAAGCCGCGUCUCGGCCUACGGGCGGCGCCGGCUGUGUCGCCAUGCUCAUGGGCCCUAACGCUCUGCUUGUAAUGGAACCGGCGCUCAAGGGGACUUUCAUGACCCAUGCCUAUGACUUCUACAAGCCGGAUCUCAAGGCUGAAUAUCCCUUGGUAAAUGGACAUGAAUCGCUUCGCUGCUACAUGUCGGCGCUGGAUGGUUGUUACGAACGUAUUCGUGAGAAGGUGGAAGCGGCUAGCCACCGUGGUCACGGACAGGGUUCCAACAACCUUCUGGAGACGUUUGAUUACAUGGCAUUUCACACACCUAACUGCAAGAUUGUGAGCAAGUCGUAUGGAAGACUUAUGUACAACGACUACCGACUGUCUAGCGACAAGAGCCGGUGGGAGACCUUGCCGGAAGAGCUCCGGGGGCUCAGCCAUGAGGAUUCUCUGAAGAGCAAGGAGCUCGAGAAGAUCUUCGUCAAUCUUUCUAAGGAGUCGUUCAAAGCGAGGGUCGAGCCGUGUAUUGCCGCCCCUACCUUGUGCGGCAACAUGUACACUGCAAGUUUGUACUGCUCUCUUAUCAGCUUGAUCAGCAACAUCGAUCUGAGAGACAGUGUUGGGAAGACUAUCGGCAUGUUCAGUUAUGGCAGCGGUAUCGCCAGCACUCUGUAUGCGCUCAAGAUCACCGGAGAUCUCGGCGAGAUGGUCCAGAAGAUUGACUUCAUGAAACGUCUCGAGCAACGUGAGAUUUGUACGCCUGAGCAGUAUGAAGAGGCCUGCUCUCUCAGAUUGAAAGCAUAUGGCGCCAAGGAUUAUGAGCCUGCUGGAAGUAUCGAAACCAUGGCUCCUGGGACGUACUACUUGCAGAAUGUCGAUGAUGUAUACCGCCGGUUUUACGCUGUGAAGUCAUAA